Scutellospora calospora is the source of this 168-nucleotide messenger RNA. NCBI's taxonomy places the organism in Eukaryota, Fungi, Glomeromycota, Glomeromycetes, Diversisporales, Gigasporaceae. The record is from the annotation of a GenBank genome assembly.
CAACAGGAUAUAUCUAGAACUAGUAAAAGUAAAAAUACUCAAACUAGUGUAUCUAAAAGAACAGAGGGUAUAACUAUAACUACAGAAGAUAUAAAUAUAGAGAAAGACUCAAAAACUCAGGAAAUUAUCUUGACAACUGCUACUACUUCUGACAAGAAAAUAGCAUAA